AUGGCAGGUGGGAGCGAGGACGACCUCAGCACGAGGAUGUCCACUGAGGAAGAGAACACGGAGGAAAAGCCUUUCUCUGAGGCUGAAUUCAAACACUACCAAGAACAAAAGGUGGAGAUUUCAAAUGCAAUCAAUAAGACAUUUCCCUUCCUCGAGGGCCUCAGAGACCAUGGCUUCAUCACCAAAAGAUUGUUUGAAGAUUCUGAACUGUCAUGUAGAAACCUGGUUCCUGUGCAAAGAGUAAUGUAUAAUGUCCUCAGUGAACUGGAGAAGACAUUUAGCAGAUCACUUUUGAAAGCACUCUUCAGCGAUGUCAACAAGAAGGAAUAUCCGGGCUUAAUUCAGAUUUCCAAAAGCUUUGAGAAAGAGCAACUGGUGGAUCCGAACUGCACAUCUUUGGGUCGCCGGCCCAAGUCCUUCCGCCCAGAGCUUCCCAGAGCGGGCCGUGUUACUCCCACCGCCGUGGGUGACGGCCUCGCCGCGGGUUCGAGACCCGCCUUGGCCAUCACGUGGCUAACCGGAAGCUGCGUGCCAGCCACCGGAAGUCCACGCUCCUGCAUGGCGGCCGCUGUCGUGUCUGACCGCCGGCGUGAUGUUGGCUCAGAUACUGUGAAUGUUGCAGACAAACCUUUGGAAAAACAAAAGAGGAGAAGAGAUCUAAGAAAGCAUGUAGCAGAAGCUGUGGAUUUUUCUUCCUCUGUACUGCCUGUGACUUGUGGUGAGGUGAAGGGGACUUUAUACAAGGAGAAAUUUGAACAAGGAGUCUCAGAGAAAUCCAUUCAGCAUGAAGAUGGAAACUGGUUCACCCCCAUCGAAUUUGAAAUCAGAGGAGGCUACGCGAGAUCAAAGAACUGGAAGCUGAGCGUGCGCUGUGGUGGACGGCCUCUGCUGUGGCUGAUGAAGGAAGGAUUCCUCCCUCAUCCACCAAGAGGCCCUCACUGGAGAAAAAUGCUGGGGAACUCUGAUGACUGUGAGGUGUGCCGCGAUGGAGGGGACCUGUUCUGCUGUGACACUUGCUCAAGGUCCUUCCAUGAGCGCUGUCACAUUGCACCUGUGGAGAAGGAGAGGACCCCGUGGAGCUGCAUCUUCUGCAGGGUGAAGGCUUCUUCAGGAGGCCAGCAGUGUCAACAGGAAUCUGAGAUCCUGGAGAGGCAGAUGUUGCCCGAGGAACAGUUGAAAUGUGAGUUCAUCCUCUUGAAGGUCUAUUGCUGUUCAGAGAGCUCCUUUUUUGCCAACAUUCCAUAUUAUUACUAUAAUAAAGAGGUUUCUGGGGACCUGAAGGAACCCAUGUGGCUAAAUAAAAUCAAGAAGAAACUUGAUAAGAAGAGUUACCACCAGGUGCAGGGAUUCGUGCAGGACAUGCGCCUCAUCUUCCACAACCACAGAGCAUCCUACAAGUACAAGGACUUUGGUCAAAUGGGACUGAGGCUGGAGGCUGAAUUUGAGAAGAAUUUCAAGGAAGUGUUUGCUAUUCAAGACAUAAACGAGAACGAGAAGAGCCCACUGGUACAUGAAUGA
Messenger RNA from Elephantulus edwardii (Cape elephant shrew), 1518 nucleotides. It is a transcript of the gene SP140L, whose product is annotated as SP140 nuclear body protein-like. The coding region runs from base 1 to 1518 and encodes 505 amino acids. Gene Ontology annotation, molecular function: DNA binding; DNA-binding transcription factor activity, RNA polymerase II-specific; protein binding. Gene Ontology annotation, cellular component: nucleus. Gene Ontology annotation, biological process: regulation of transcription by RNA polymerase II. The transcript has 14 exons. NCBI's taxonomy places the organism in Eukaryota, Metazoa, Chordata, Mammalia, Macroscelidea, Macroscelididae. The record is from RefSeq and is a predicted model, not a curated record.